AUGCAUGAUGGAAAAUUGCUUGCAUGCUACGGAGUCACUCAUCGUUUGUCUACCUCAUAUCAUCCACAAACAAGUGGACAAGUGGAGAAUGCGAAUCGCGGUAUUAAACGAAUCUUAGAGAAGACAGUGGGUAAGAAUAGGAAGGAUUGGUCUGACAAGCUAGACGAUGCAUUGUGGGCAUUUAGAACCGCCUACAAGACACCCUUAGGAACCACACCUUUUAUGAUCGUUUACGGAAAAGCUUGUCACCUUCCCGUAGAGUUAGAGCAUAGAGCGCUUUGGGCUUUGAAAACCGUUAAUCUAGACAUGACCGAAGCCGCUAGGAAGCGUUUCUUUCAAAUCCAUGAGCUUAAGGAGCUUAGGGAUCUGGCGUAUGCUCGAUCGUUGGGAAUCAAGGAGAAAACAAAAAUUCUACAUGAUAAGAAGCUAAGGAAGGUGAAGGAGUUUAGCAAAGGCGACAAGGUGCUUCUUUACAACUCAAGAUUGAAGCUUUUUGCGGGUAAGUUGAAAUCAAAAUGGUCGGGGCCUUAUAUGGUUCACUAUGUGUUUCCGUAUGGAGUGGUGGAAAUCAUGGAUGAGACGGAUGGCCGUAGUUGGAAGGUGAAUGGUCAUCGUUUGAAACAUUACAUUGGAGGAUCGAUAAACAAGGAUGAGAGGGAGGAAACUCCUCUCGAAAUCCCACCUAAAGCCGCCAAUUAG
Helianthus annuus (common sunflower) is the source of this 699-nucleotide messenger RNA. RefSeq lists its product as uncharacterized. Lineage: Eukaryota; Viridiplantae; Streptophyta; Magnoliopsida; Asterales; Asteraceae. Gene Ontology annotation, biological process: DNA integration. The record is from RefSeq and is a predicted model, not a curated record. The coding region runs from base 1 to 699 and encodes 232 amino acids. The transcript has a single exon. Gene Ontology annotation, molecular function: nucleic acid binding.